ACAGGGAGGAGUGAGUGCUACGUGAUGCUUCCUGUGUGCGUAGAGCCAAGGGAGAGAUCCUGAUCUGCCGCCGGAGUUCACUGCAUCUUUCCCCGUUGUCGGACCUCCGAAACCCCGCACAUUCCUCCAUCAUGGCGGUGAAUCUGAGUAAAAACGGGCCUGCGCUCACCGCGGCCUAUAAUGAGGUGGUGGGCGAGAAGUCGGAGACGAACUGGGUUCUCUUCACCUACGAGGGAAACACCAAUGACAUCAGGCUGGCAGAGAAAGGAGAUGGAGGUCUGGAGGAGAUGGUGGAGGAGCUGAAUAGUGGGAAGGUCAUGUAUGGGUUUUGCCGUGUUAAAGACCCCAACUCUGGACUUCCCAAAUACGUCCUCAUCAACUGGACCGGCGAGGGUGUUAAAGAUGCCAGAAAAGGCCAGUGUGCGAACCACGUCAGCUCUAUGGCCAACUUUCUAAAGGGAGCUCAUGUGACAAUAAACGCUCGUGCGGAGGAGGACGUGGAGCCUGAUGCUGUCAUGGAGAAAGUGGCCAAAGCUUCAGGAGCAAACUACAGCUUUCACAAAGAGACCAGCCGCUUCAGAGACUCGGGGCCGCAGGGACCUGUGGGAUCAGUGUACCAGAAGACCAACGCCAUGUCGGAGAUCAAGAAAACCAACAAAGACACAUUCUGGGCUCAAGCUGAGAAAGAUGAGGAGAAGCGUCUUCAGGAGGAAAAGAGAAGAGCGGUGGAUGAGAGACAGCAGCUGGAGAAGGAGAGGAAGGACAGAGAGAUGAAGGAGGCGGAGUUACGAGACAAGAAGACCAAAGAGAGAGCGUCACAGAUAGACGAGCAGAGGAAGUACCAGCAGAAGCAAGACGUGGAUAAUCGAGCCCAGCAGAAACAGCUGGAGGAGGAAGAGGAGAAGAAGCAAGCAGCACAGCAGAAACCCUUUUAUCGUGGGGAGUCGGUGGAGAAAGCCAACGAAGCUGCGGCUUUGGUUUCUCAGCGCUCUGUUAAUCCCAGAGAGAUGUUCAAACAGAGAGAGAUGGGCAUCAACCCGACAAACACCGACUCAAACACUCAGUCCAGUCCAAAACCAGGGCGGUUGAACAGCCCUUUUCUGUCCAAGCAGUCAUGUGAUCCAGAGCCAUUUCGCUCUCCUGUGCGUCAGGCCUCGCCUUUACGAGCCGCAGUGGCCAGUUUUGAGGAACAGCCCAGAUCUCAGUAUGUGGAAGCAGAGGCAGAAGCAGAGGCCGAGUAUGAAGAUGUUCAGGUGGUCAGUGAUAAAUACGAAGCACCGGUUGAACAACAGCAGCCACAGUAUGAGGCAGUGGAGGAGCCGGACGCUGUAUAUGAGAAUCCCACACAGGUGGAGGAGCAGAGCACGUAUGAGCCGGUGGAUGAACGCGGCGUCUGCGCUAGAGCUCUGUACGACUACCAAGCUGCUGAUGAUACGGAGAUCUCGUUCGACCCUGAUGACAUCAUCACCAGCAUUGAGAUGAUUGAUGAGGGCUGGUGGCGAGGAUACGGUCCAGAUGGGCAUUUCGGGAUGUUCCCGGCCAACUACGUGGAGCUCCUUUAACAACAACAACAACAACCAAUCCCCAUCAUCAGAGGCAAAAUGCACUGAUUCACCCCUACAUCCACACAUCUCUGAGUGAACAUGGGUCCAAAAGACUGAAACUAAAAUCACGGACCAAAACAGCCACCAUCACAUGACCCGCGGGGGGUAUUUAAACUCUCAGAUUGACAUUUCAUACUGUAUUAGUAGAGUUUUCUGAUUUUUUUCUUCAUUUCAAAGCUGUUAUCGUUUUAAAAAGCAGUCCUCUGAUUUCAAAUGUGCAGUAAAGUGAGACACAAAAAACCCAUCAGUGAUCAUGCAGAAAUGCUGGAUAUCUCUUUAGACUGAACCUUUUCUCAGUGUUUUAUCAAGACAUUCCUUUCGAACAUUAAAGAAACGCUCCAUUUAUUUUGGAAAUUACAGCUUCCCAAGAGUUAAAUUGUUGAGAUUUAGCAUUUUUGAAUCCAAUCAACCAAUCUUCUGGUCUGGCAGGAGAACUUUUAGCUUAGCAUAAUUCAUUGAAUUGGAUUAGACCAUUAGCAUCUUUUUCCAAAAUGACCAGACUUUCGUUAAAUUUCUUUGCAGAUAUGGCUUGGAAUUAUUUUUUCAUUCCAGCAUAGUAAUCAAUGAACUUUGUGACAAUAUCCUGGCUAUAGUUGUGCAAUUGUAUGGUAUGGCAGCAAAGUUAAAUGAUCAUCAAAUCAGAAUAAGUGUAUCUUUCCUAGAUACAUCAGCAACUUUUUUUAUUUUCCGUACUUGGUACUUGAUGUAACAAUAGAAUAGUCCAGCUUUAAAUAGGAAAAUUGUCGAAAUUCUGGUGAUUUUUGAGUGAGAUGCUAAUGGUCUAAUCCGAUUCAAUGAACCAUGCUAAGCUAAGCUAAAAGUACUUCUACCAGAAUGAAUUCAAUUUUAUUUUAACUUUUUUUUUUUUCUCUCAUUUUACAACUUUUCUAGACUUAGAAGGGUUAGUUUUACCAUUAUUGAAUCCAUUCUGGUGGGAGCACUUUUAGCUUAGCUUAGCAUAGACAAUUGAAUCAGAUUAGACCAUUAGCAUCUUGUUUGAAUUACCAAAGAGUUUCUAUAAUUUUCUAGGGCAAUAUGGCUAGAAAUUAUGCUCUCAUUCCAGCACAAUAAUCAAGGAACUUUGCUACAGUAUCAUGGCUAUAGUUGCACAGUUGUAUGUUUUGACAGCAAAGUUAAUUGAUUAUUACAUCAGAAUGAGACACAUCAGCAGAUAACUUUUUAUUUUCCGUACUUAGUACUUGAUGUAACAACGGAAUAGUCCAGCUUUAAAUAGGAAAAUUGUAAAAAUUCUGGUGAUUUUUGAGUGAGAUGCUAAUGGUCUAAUCCAAUUCAAUGAACCAUGCUAAGCUAAGCUAAAAGUACUUCUACCAGAAUGAAUUAAAAAAUAGUAAAUCUUAUUUUUUGGCUCAUUUUACGACUUUUCUAGACUUAGAAGGGUGAGUUUUACCAUUAUUGAAUCCAUUCCGGCGGGAGCACUUUUAGCUUAGCUUAGCAUAGAUCAUUGAAUCGGAUUAGAUCAUUAGCCUCUUGUUCAAUUGGCCUAAGGUUUUCUUGGCAGAUAAUGCUAGGAAAUGUACUCUCAUUUCAGCGUAGUUAUCAAGCAGCUUUGCAACGAUAUCGUGGCUAUAGUUGCACAAUUGUAUGGUAGGGCAGCAAAGUUAAUUGAUUAUUACAUCAGAAUGAGACACAUCAGCAAAUAACUUCUUAUUUUCCGUACUUGGUGCUUGAUGUAACUACAGAUGAGUCAAGCUUUAAGUGGGAAAACUAUCGAAAUUCUGGUUAUUUUUGAGUGAGAUGCUAAUGGUCUAAUCAGAUUUAAUGAAUUGUGCUAAGCUAAGCUAAAAGUGCUCCCACCAGAAUGGAUACAAAAAUAGUAAAACAAUUUUUUGGCUAAUUUUACGACUUUUCCAGAGUUAGAAAGGGGAGUUUUACCAUUUUUGAGUCCAUUCUGGUGGGAGCACUUUUAGCUUAGCUUAGCAUAGACAAUUGAAUCAGAUUAGACCAUUAGCAUCUUGCUUAAAUGACCAAACGGUUUCGAUAAUUAACUAGGCCAAUAUGGCUUGAAAUUAUUCUCUCAUUCCAGUACAAUAAUUAAGGUACUUUGCCACAGUAUCAUGGCUAUAGUUGCACAUUUGUAUGUUUUGACAGCAAAGUUAAUUGAUUAUUACAUCAGAAUGAGACACAUCAGCAGAUAACUUUUUAUUUUCCUUACUUGGUACUUGAUGUAACAACGGAAUAGUCCAGUUUUAAAUAGGAAAAUAAUCAAAAGUCUGGCCAUUUUUGAGUGAGAUACUAAUGGUCUAAUCUGUUUCAAUGAACUAUGCUAAGCUAAGCUAAAGCAUGCUAGAAAGGGGAGUUUUACCAAUUUUGAAUCCAUUCAGGUGGAAGCAUUUUUAGCUUAGCUUAGCAUAGUUCAUUGAAACAGAUUAGACCAUUAGCAUCUUGCCCAAAAAUGACCAUAUUUCGAUAAUUUUCUACUCUAUUAUGGCUAGGAAUUAUUUUCUCAUUCCAGCAUGUUAAUUAAGGAACUUUGUGACAAUAUCAUGGCUAUAGUUGCGCAAUUGUACGGUACGGCAACAAAGUUAAUUGAUUAUUACGUCAGAAUGAGUGUAUAGAUUCUAGACUAUAAAAUAGCAGCUUUUCAUUUUCUAAAUCAGCCUAUAUAUGCGAUGUAACUCCAGAAGAGUCAAACUUUAAAGUUAAUUAAAUCUAAUGGUUUUUGAGAGAGAUGCUAAUGGUCUAAUCCGAUUCAAUGAACUAUGCUAAGCUACGCUAAAAGUACUCCUGCCAGAAUUAAUUCAAAAAUAGUAAAACUCACAUGUUUAUGAAGUCAUAAAACAAGCUGAUUUCUCCCUUUAAACAGUGGAGCGUUCCUUUAAUCAAGCGUUUGGUGCAGAUGUGUGUAGUGAAGUGUGUAUCGGUCCUGUUUCGCCUUGGUUUCUGCCUUUUUUCUCCACAAGAUCGAGUGUGACCGCCUUGUUUUCUUGAGGAACGCGACUCAAGCUUUGCUCCAGUGACUUUAGCUGAAGUUUAUUUGCUGUGUUGUAUACGGCACCUUUCAGAUCCAGCUGAAUAUCACGACUGAUUUGGGAUCAGUCUGGCUGUGAGCUUUUUUUUCCUGUAAGAGCUUUUUCCUGUCCGCUCGUGAAUGUGGAGAAUAUCAAUACUGUGAUUUUUAGGUUUCAGGGAGCCGUCGAUCGUCAUUCCUCCGUCAUUUUGCCUUCGGGUCUGAGUUGUGUUCGUGGAUAUCGCUACGCUGCAUAAAAAUGCUUUCUGUCUUUGUUUAUUUGUCUUGUUUUUAGUCUAAAUAUCUGAAUAUUUUUAAAUCAAGAAGCAUUUUUAAGUUGAAUGUUGAACACAACAUAUUUUACAGUGCAGAAAUAAGUCAAAAUUAAGCAAGUUUUUCCUUAAAACAAGAUAAAUAAUCGAUCAGUUGGUUGAAUAAAGAAAAAAACUCGCCUUAUUUGGACUUAUUCCAGAAAAUGAGACAAUAUUUGAAGACUUUAAAUGCAAAAACCUCUCAAAUUUACAUCUAAAAUGAGCAUUUUUCUCAAGCUGUUGUGUGUAGCUUCAGUAAUUUUACCCUUCGUGCAAUGUUUUCAUGCCUUUACUUGGUACUCGAUGUAACAAACGGAAUAGUCCAGCAUUAAACAGGAAAACUAUCCAAACUCUAAUCAUUUUGGGUGAGAUGCUAAUGGUCUAAUCCGAUUCAAUGAACUAUGCUAAGCUAAGCUAAAAUGCUACCACCAGAAUGCAUACAAAAAUAGUCAAACUUAUAUUUUUUGGCUCGUUCACAACUUUUCUAGAGCUAGAAAGGGGAGUUUUACCAAUUUUGAAUCCAUCCUGGUGGAAACAUUUUUUGGCUUAGCUUAGCAUAGUUCAUCGAAUCGGAUUAGAUUCGCUGCACUACAAAAAAAAAAAAAACUCACCUAAUUUGGAUUUAUUCUUGAAAAUGAGACAAUAUUUGAAGAGUUUAGAUGCAAAAACCUCUCAAAUUUACAUCUAAAAUGCACAUUUUUCUCAGGCUGUUGUGUGUAGUUUCAGUAAUUGUACUCUUAGUGGAUACAAUAGGCUUUAUUAAUGCCUUUAAAAUGAAAAAACUGAUCAUAAACAUUUCUAUCAGGGGAAAAACACCAAUUUUAGAAGAAAAUUUCAGACGUUUUUGUAUCUGAACUCUUCAUUUUAUUUUUUACUUGUCUAGAAAAUGCUUCUUGAUUUUAAGAGUUUGAUUUAUUUAGACUAGAAACAAGUGACAAAACAUUUUUUUGCAGUGUGGGGCUCACGUCAGAUUUAUUUAGACCCUCAGAUUUUGAGCAUCCACACUCUUUACUGUCAGUGCUGUGCCAAUGCCUGGAGGAGUGUUUGAGGACUUGAGAUUUUUUUUGAGAAACGUCAGACGUCUAGAAGUGAUGGAGCAGUGGUUUAGUUCCUCUCAAGAGCUCAUUGUGAAUAUGUAACAAGUCUGGACAUCAUUGUAACUUCAAUUAAAAGAAUAAAUAAAGAGUUUUACGGCUGAAUCAAA
Molecule: messenger RNA, 6087 nt
Organism: Danio rerio (zebrafish)
Lineage: Eukaryota; Metazoa; Chordata; Actinopteri; Cypriniformes; Danionidae
Source: RefSeq, a predicted model, not a curated record